This is a messenger RNA of Nerophis lumbriciformis (worm pipefish), 1806 nucleotides long. The record is from RefSeq and is a predicted model, not a curated record. Lineage: Eukaryota; Metazoa; Chordata; Actinopteri; Syngnathiformes; Syngnathidae.
AUGAGAGCCGGCUGGCUCAGAAGCGUCCUAGUGUCCACCUCGGUGGCCUUAACGUUGCUCUACGUGGGGUCCAUUUUUCAGAAGACCAACUACAAGACCACUCAAGAUCAGGGGAUGAUCAACAGGCUGGAAAAUAUGGAGGUCAAAAUUGAGAAGCUGCUCAGUGCAGUAAACAAGCUGGAGCCGAAACCGGUGGCGACACUGACAACAGUCGAGGUAGAAAAGGACCACCAGAAGGAGAAGGCGACGGUAAAGAAGCUGUUUCCCGACUCGGCCUUGUUCAAAAAGUGGGGCGACGGUUUGAGCGAGGAGGAGCAGAGGGAGGCCGAGAACUUGUUCGCCAAGUACGGCUACAAUGCCUUCCUCAGUGACAGGCUGCCACUCAACAGGGAGAUUCCGGAUACGCGGGACGCCAGAUGCUCAAAGAAAAAGUACCCUGCUAAUCUCCCUAGCCUGAGCGUGGUGUUGAUCUACCUGGAUGAAGCUUUAUCCAUCAUCAAGCGGGCCAUCCGUAGCAUCAUCGACAAGACCCCUGGGGACCUUCUCAGAGAGAUCAUUCUGGUGGACGACCACAGCUCAAACGAGGACCUGAAGGAGAUGCUGGACGACUACAUAAGAGUCAUCCACAAGGAGCGUCCGGGCUUGCUGAAGCGGGUCGUACACAAGGAGCAGCUAGGCCUCACCCGAGCUAGACUUUCCGGUUGGGAGGUCGCCACGGGUGACGUGGUGGCCAUCCUGGACGCCCAUAUUGAAGUCCAUGUGCAAUGGGCAGAGCCACUGCUUGCCCGCAUCAAGGAGGACCGCACAAUCAUCCUGACGCCCGUCUUCGAUCGGGUCGCUUACGACGACCUGACCGUGGAACGCUACAACCCGGCGGCCCACGCCUUUGACUGGGCCCUGUGGUGCAUGUACGAGUCUUUCAGGCCUGAGUGGUAUAAGCUAAAGGACGAGUCGCUGCCUGCUAAGAGCCCAUCCGUCAUGGGGAUCCUAGUGGCAGACCGCAAGUUCUUUGGCGAGAUCGGCAGCCUCGAUGGCGGAAUGAGGAUAUACGGAGGCGAGAAUGUCGAGCUGGGCAUCCGGGUGUGGCUUUGCGGCGGGAGCGUGGAGGUCAUCCCCUGCUCUAAGAUUGCCCACAUUGAGCGCAGCAGAAAGCCGUACCUGCCCGACCUCAGCGUCACCAUGAAGCGAAACGCGCUGCGCGUGGCCGAAGUGUGGAUGGAUGAGUUCAAGCUUAACGUCCGGAUCGCCUGGAACCUUCCCUUGAAUCACAGCUUGGACAUCGGCGACGUGUCCGAACGGAAGGCCUUGAGGGAGCGGCUCAAGUGUAAGCCCUUCAAGUGGUACCUGGAUAACGUUUACCCCAUGUUGGACCCUCUAACCGAACUGGUUGCCUACGGAGCGUUAAUCAACCAGCUGAAGCCAGAUAUGUGCAUCGACCAGGGUCCAGUUCCGGGCAGCACGCCCAUUCUCUACCCGUGCCACUACUACGGUCCUCAGCGCUGCUAUUACCGCAACGACGGGCAGCUUUACAUCGGCGGCAUCAAGUCCCACAAGUAUAACAGCAACCGCUGCCUAGUGGACCCAGACACCGGCCCCUACCCGGCGCUUUACGAGUGCAAGUUGGCCGAGCAAAAGAUGUUCCACAUGUUGUGGGACUUUAUGCAGGGAUCGUCGAUCCAGAACCGGCAGACGAAGCGCUGCCUGGAAGUCGCCGUGGAUAACGAGGGCAACUACCAGCUCAUCGUGCAACGCUGUACCGGACAGAAAUGGACUAUACAGAAUUACAUCACGGAAAGAGUGCUUUGA